Molecule: messenger RNA, 547 nt
Organism: Acromyrmex echinatior (Panamanian leafcutter ant)
Lineage: Eukaryota; Metazoa; Arthropoda; Insecta; Hymenoptera; Formicidae
Product: nuclear transcription factor Y subunit gamma-like
Source: RefSeq, a predicted model, not a curated record
AUGGCGCUGUCAUUCUACUUAUUUGUUAUUAUUGCAUUUCUAGUUGGACCAUCAUCGGAGAGUAAACUGUCAUCAUCGUCUCCUCCAGCAAUACAUGAUAAUGGUGGACAUCAAACAACUAUCAACAACUCUUUGCAAUGGCCGAGUCCUCACACUGUACAUGACAUUCUGGCUAAUAGUUGUAAUGUACAGAAUUCGUCGUCUUCUUCACCAACUUCGUCAUUAUGCUCCACGAUCAAUAAUAAUCAUCACAACCGUCGUGAUGACAAUUCUGUUAACAAUAAUAAUAACAGUAAUAAUGAAAAUAAUAAUGAUCAUAGAAUAUCGGGCAGUUAUCUUCACCAUCAUCAUCCUCAUCUAGCACAUCAUCAACAGUAUUACGCAUCAGCGCUGUAUCACCAUCACCAUCAUCGUACAGAUGCUGUGACAGCAGCAACUAUAUCAUCUACACUUUCUGUACAAGCUAUUAUGUUGCAGUCAGGAACAAUAACCCAUCCAGCCAGUCCUUGCAAUUAGAUAAAAUAAUAUUAUUUUAUUAAUUAAAAAU